Molecule: messenger RNA, 1347 nt
Organism: Aspergillus clavatus NRRL 1
Lineage: Eukaryota; Fungi; Ascomycota; Eurotiomycetes; Eurotiales; Aspergillaceae
Product: glycoside hydrolase family 27 protein
Exons: 7
Coding region: 1-1347 (448 amino acids)
Biological process (GO): carbohydrate metabolic process
Molecular function (GO): hydrolase activity, hydrolyzing O-glycosyl compounds
Source: RefSeq, a predicted model, not a curated record
AUGUCGAGGUUUCAUCUCCCGCUUGCGGCAGCGGUAGUACUGGUUUCUUGUCUCUGGAGCGCAAAUGCGCUGGUUAGACCGGAUGGCGUGGGUAAACUGCCCGCGCUGGGCUGGAACUCCUGGAACGCAUUUGGCUGCGACAUCGACGACGCGAAGAUCAUGACGGCGGCAAAGGAGAUUGUGAAUCUCGGUCUGAAGGACUUGGGGUAUGAGUACAUCAACAUCGAUGAUUGCUGGUCCGUCAAGAGCGGACGUGACAAAACCACGAAGCGCAUUGUCCCGGACCCGGCGAAGUUUCCCGACGGCAUUGCGGGUGUUGCGGACAGAAUCCACGAUCUUGGGUUGAAGGUUGGGAUCUAUAGCAGUGCCGGCUUGACGACCUGUGCUGGAUACCCUGCCAGUCUGGGCUACGAGGAGAUUGAUGCCCAAACCUUUGCGGAAUGGGGCAUUGACUAUUUGAAAUACGACAACUGCGGCGUCCCCUCCAACUGGACAGAUGCGUAUACAUUCUGCGUCCCCGACCCCGGCAGCGCCUCGACCAACGGCACCUGCCCCGAUAACGAGAACCCAGCGCCGCAAGGCUACGACUGGAGCACAUCCCUGACAGCCCAGCGGCACCAGCGUAUGCGCGACGCCUUGCUCGGCGUCGAGCAUACCAUCUUCUACUCCCUCUGCGAAUGGGGCCAGGCGGAUGUGAGUGCCUGGGGUAAUGCCACGGGUAACUCCUGGCGGAUGUCGGGCGAUAUCACGCCAUCCUGGGACCGCAUCGCGGCCAUCGCCAAUGAAAACUCCUUCCUGCUGAAUCACGUCGAUUUCUGGGGUCACUCAGACCCAGAUAUGCUGGAAGUUGGUAAUGGGGACCUUACUUUGGCGGAGAAUAGAGCGCAUUUUGCGCUGUGGGCGGCGAUGAAAUCGCCCUUGAUCAUCGGUACUGCUCUCGACGGCAUUGAUCCCGCUCACCUCGAAAUACUAUUGAAUAAAUACCUCAUUGCGUUCCAUCAGGACCCCGUCAUCGGUCGUCCUGCAUAUCCCUAUAAAUGGGGCUAUAGUCCUGACUGGACGUUUGACCCGGCCCACCCCGCAGAAUACUGGUCCGGGCCAUCUUCGACGCUGGAUGGGACGUUGGUGCUGAUGCUGAAUUCAGAAGGGAGCAGGCAGACGCGCACCGCUGUGUGGAAGGAGAUUCCGGAAUUGAAGGACGCGCUUGGAAGAAAGGGGAGACGGCAAACGGGCUUCCGUGUGACCGAUGUGUGGACGGGUAAGGAUUUGGGAUGCGUGCGGGAUCACUACACUGUCACCCUGGAAAGUCAUGAUGUUGCAGCCUUGCUUGUUGGAAAAGGAUGCUAG